CAUUUAGCAGUUCACCAACUUUUUUGGCACUACAGUUGAUGUCGAUGUGCUGUUUUCGCUGCCGAGAGCAACAAAAAGUAAACAUGUAAGCAGGGAAGGCAAGAGAGUGAUCGAAUAAUGGCAGUGCUUCACAAGGUGCUGCUCGCUUGGUUCCUGUUCACCGUCUUUCUCGUGCUACUCGCGCUGAGGCUGGACGAGAAGACCGACUGGAACUGGUUCAUCGUGUUCGUUCCCAUGUGGGCGUUCGACAUCAAACUGUUCCUGUACCUGACCAUACGUCUCAUGAAGUCUUGCAAGCGGCGACGCGAGAACUCUCGCGAAAUACGCCGCAGGCUGUGGGCCCUGUGCUGCCUGCUGCUCAAAUCGGCCUUCCAGAUAUGUCUCUGCACGCGACUGCAGUACACUGCCAGCUUUCCGUGGGUGUUCGUAGCGUUGCCGCUGUGGAUUCUCCUGCUUGGCGUGUCAUGCAAUGUUCUCGUGCACCUGAUAUCCCAGAGCUGACCCAAUCUACGGGGAGACGGUGCCGUCGAACUCCUCAGUUUCAGGACGUCCGGAUAAGUUCGCCCCUAUCAUCGCCAGCUUUUUUAUUUAGUUGGCCUCGCAACUGGAAUGAUUUGUGGUGGUGACGGGACGAUGGCCGUGUGCGCGAGACAGAGUAGUGACGGCAUGAUGAUGUGUCUCUCCGUCAAUCAGUUCUGAUAGUGGGAAUCAGGCACGCUGGAUUGAAAAUCCGGUUUAUUGUGCGUCUCAAACGGAACGUAACCGUACGGUGUUUGUGCCAGUGUUUGAGCGCGUGAUAUUGUUUCGAUGAUUUUGACAGGAGUGGCUGUUUAUGUGUAAUAAGCGGCGUGUGCGAAGGCUAUGGAGCUUGCGCAUAUCGCAGCCGUGUGCACUUGUUUCUGAGUGCAGUACAGUGAACUUUUUAGCUAUUUCAGUCGAGCGGGACGGUUAGUUUUUUUUUUUUCACUUCCUUGCCUAUCCCUAACUGGUAUAUGUAUACCCGUGUUGUAAAAAUUGUUCUAGUCAUCUGUCAAAGAGUACGUCCAUCAUUUGUAACUUCAUUGUUGCAUAUUUAUUUCGUUCAAUGUGUAUAAAGCUUUACAAUGUAUUUCUCUUGAAUCA
This is a messenger RNA of Rhipicephalus microplus (southern cattle tick), 1122 nucleotides long. RefSeq names its product transmembrane protein 60. The record is from RefSeq and is a predicted model, not a curated record. NCBI's taxonomy places the organism in Eukaryota, Metazoa, Arthropoda, Arachnida, Ixodida, Ixodidae.